AUGGAAAAUAGUCCUGGUGGUGGUGUUAUCCUCUACGCUGGCUCGUCCGGCAGUGCCAGUCCGAGUCCUGGCAGUCCUUCAAGUGGAUACCAGACCCAGUCGCCCUCCUCCCACUCGCAGCCUUCAUCACCAGAGGGUGUCUCCUUUCAGGAGAUUGGGGCCCUGAGCAAGAGAGGGGAACAAGGGGGAGGAACUCAUUCCCCAAGAAUGGUCUUCCAGUUUCCUGAAGUAAACAACGCUCCCGUUGCCCAGAUAACAACAGUAUCAUCGGCAACCUACAACCACCCCACAGUGGCCAAAAGACCUUGUGGUUUCACUGGCACGUUCACCAAAACCGGAGGUAUGGUGCUUCUCUGCAAGGUGUGUGGGGACAUCGCAUCUGGGUUCCAUUAUGGCGUGCACGCCUGCGAAGGAUGCAAGGGUUUUUUCAGACGCAGCAUUCAGCAGAAUAUCCACUACAAGAUGUGUGUAAAGAACGAAAAGUGUCUCAUCAUGCGCAUGAACCGGAACAGGUGCCAGCACUGCCGCUUUAAGAAGUGUCUCUCCGUGGGAAUGUCCAGAGAUGCUGUGCGUUUUGGGCGUAUUCCCAAACGGGAGAAGCAGAGACUACUGGAUGAGAUGCAGAGCUACAUGAACAGUCUCAACGAAUCAGCUUCCAUGGAAAUGGAAGUGUCACCUCCUCCCGAUGCCCCCUGCAGUCCGCAGAACCAGACAAAUGAAGGAGCAUGCUCCAUAUCGCAGUCUUACCGCAGCAACUUAAUGAACAGUGACGAGAAACCACUCAAGAUGGCUGCUGGCAACGGCAACAUCGGCUCUUUGUCUUUCAAGCACAGUUCGGCACAGGAGCCUUCCCGGUCACACUCGGCAACCCAGACUCAGCACACAGUUCAGGGGGAGCAGGCAAACCUGACAUCAAGCUACCAUGUCCCCACAACCUGCCCUGUUGCCCACACCAACAAUGAAAACUCCAACAUUGACAACGCCAGGUACAACUUCUCCCAUCAGAAUCAGUGCCCCGUCACCGGCCGCCAGUCAUCUCAGUCCUACUCAGCCAAUCAGAACAGCUACCAAGCAAGGGAUUCCCAGAACCAAAGUCCUUGCCCCUGGAAGCUAAAUGGAGGAGCCAAAGUGCUGGCAUGUCCACUCAAUUCAUGUCCCGUGGCGCCGGCUAGUCGUUCCAGUCAGGAGGUCUGGGAGUCUUUCUCCCAGUGCUUCACCCCUGCUGUUAAAGAAGUAGUGGAGUUUGCAAAGAGCAUCCCGGGCUUCCAGACUCUUAGCCAGCAUGAUCAGGUCAUGCUGCUCAAAUCCGGCACUUUCCAGGUUCUGAUGGUGAGGUUCUGCUCACUGUUUGACCCCAAGGAGAGGACAGUGACAUUCCUCAAUGGGCAGACAUACUCACUGGCAUCACUGAGAGCUCUUGGCAUGGGUUCCUUACUGGACUCCAUGUUCGAAUUCAGUGAGAAGCUAGGUUUUUUGGGUCUGGAGCCGGACGAGAUGGCCCUUUUCAUGGCUGUUGUGCUGGUUUCUGCUGAUCGCUCUGGUAUAGUGGAGGUGGGAGCAGUGGAGCAGCUGCAGGAGAAUCUAAUAAAAGCUCUGCGCUCUCUUAUAACCAGUCGCCGCCCAGAUGACAGCACACUCUUCCCAAAGUUGCUGUUACGUCUGCCGGACCUGCGCACCCUGAAUAACCAACACUCUGACAAGCUUUUAGCUUUCCGCAUAGAUCCUUGAGUUCAGAGAGCUUAUGCUCACUGAAGUAUCCGCUUUGGGGAGCCUUCCUGCUCCCCAUGCAAGCCUGGCCUGCCACACAAAGUACACUGGCCUAUGCAUGAUGGACAGUUGGUGUGGUAGCUGUGCCAAGUCUGACACUGUACGAGACUGAGCUUGGGGAAAAAAUAUCAGUGAAAGAUAUAGGCACAGCAAGAGGCGGAGGCUCCUGAACUCAAACUGAUUCCUCAUCCAGUUGUUUCCAGAGUUGCUAAAAAAACCCUCAAAACAUAGACUGUGUUCUUCCUUGGGAGCCUGGAGUCGACAGGCCAGCAGGUCAUCAUCUCUCCCUCCUGGAGUUUGUCAGUUUUUGUUCUGAAGACCAAAAAGUAGAAUGAGCCUGUUGUCCCUCACUAGACUUUGUCCUCCUAUACCAGCUCACAAAGCUAACAAGAGGGACACACUCGCCCAGAGGAAAAAAGGAACAUGUACAAACAUUAACAACAUACCAACAAUGAUUUCUUACAGUACAUUCAUGCCACAAUGUGUAAAGGGCACUUUCCAUACAUUGAGAAGACCUCUGAAAUCAAUAUACAACAUAGCAAUAGAAAUGUCUGAUACACAGUUGGCGAGGAGAGUUUGUGUAUGCCCUGUUGAAAUGACAUAAGCUAUUUUCACAACAUGUCACCGUGUGGGAAAUCUUUAUGAAAAUCACCCAUUAGUGAUUGAGAAAUGUAUAACAUUUUUAAGAAAUGAGAGUAAGUUGCAUUGUAUUUGUAUGCGGUAAUCAGGGAGAAAUUAUUGGUCAUUUUAGACCGUGUCUGAUGGAUAUAUGUUAUGGUGUUUUGUUGUACAUUUUGUAUAUAACCUUUAUUCUCGGUUCGUACCCUUGUUAGAUUGAAGGUUCUUGCAUAUGUAAAUUAAGUUAGUAUUGAAUUAUUGUAUGAUGUCACAAUAGAUUGCUCUACAGACUGCAAAGAGAAUGCAGCGUUUGAACCAUGCACUCUGAGUAUAAACUUUUUGAAGAUAUAUAAUUGAAAUAAAUGUAUUGUCAACUGACUGCA
Micropterus salmoides (largemouth bass) is the source of this 2768-nucleotide messenger RNA. RefSeq names its product nuclear receptor subfamily 1 group D member 1-like. Gene Ontology annotation, biological process: cell differentiation; positive regulation of transcription by RNA polymerase II; hormone-mediated signaling pathway. The transcript is spliced from 8 exons. The record is from RefSeq and is a predicted model, not a curated record. The coding region runs from base 1 to 1728 and encodes 575 amino acids. Lineage: Eukaryota; Metazoa; Chordata; Actinopteri; Centrarchiformes; Centrarchidae. Gene Ontology annotation, molecular function: RNA polymerase II cis-regulatory region sequence-specific DNA binding; zinc ion binding; nuclear receptor activity.